This is a messenger RNA of Grus americana (Whooping crane), 1539 nucleotides long. Its product is annotated as Krueppel-like factor 15. The record is from RefSeq and is a predicted model, not a curated record. NCBI's taxonomy places the organism in Eukaryota, Metazoa, Chordata, Aves, Gruiformes, Gruidae. Gene Ontology annotation, biological process: regulation of transcription by RNA polymerase II. Gene Ontology annotation, molecular function: DNA-binding transcription factor activity, RNA polymerase II-specific; RNA polymerase II cis-regulatory region sequence-specific DNA binding. The transcript has 3 exons. The coding region runs from base 213 to 1322 and encodes 369 amino acids.
GUCAGGUCUCCAUUUUCUUGCAGUCGCCUAUCUGGGAUGACAGCACUGUUGACGUGCAUUUUGCAAAAAUGCCGUGGAUUGACAAGGCACUGACAUCUGUAACAGAUGCACGGAGACUUCCCCAGCCCCAAGAGCCCCAGCUGAGCUCUUACAGAGGCUUCUGAUCCAGCCGAGCCAAGAGCUUUGUGUGGGUAGAGGACGUGAGUCAACAAAUGGUCUCUGUGAGUUGCCAGGAGCUGCCACCCUCCUUGACCAGCUCUUCCCUGCUAGAGAGCUUUGCCAGUGCUCUGCAACGCAGCAUGCCGCCGUCCCUUCUGCCGGGGCACGGCAGCGAGAGGGCGUCCGGCCACCCAGAAGGCUCUGGCCAUCUCCUUGCAGGCAGCACCAGCCACUCUGAAGGCACCUCGUUCCCCCUCUCCGGUGCAAAGGGGGAAGACGCAAAACCCCACGUUGCUGUCUGUGAGGCUCACCUCAAGCUGCCUGACUUCUGCGGCAGCCUCUCGCAGGACUUCAUUCCCACCCUGGAGGAGAUCGAGGAGUUCCUAAGGGAGAAGGCUGAGUUCCUCAAAGACGAAGCAAGCGAGCAUCACCCAGCUGGAGGGAAGGUCGAGAUCAAAUCUGAGAUCAGCUUAGGUAGCUCUGGGGGACAGCCUGUCUCCAGUGUGAUUCAAGAAGAAGAAGUCUCAAACGUUGCCCAGCCUGGAGGGACAGCUGAUGGUAGUGACCAGGCAGUAGCUGCUGGGAGCAUUCCUGUUGUCCUCCAAAUCCAGCCUCUCCAGAUGGACAGUGGCAACCCGCUAGCACAGAGUGCUACAGGCGGUGUCAGGGUGGCCCAGCUGGUUAUCAGCUUGCAGGGCCAAAACCUGUCCCUCCUCCCUCAGGUCCAGCCCCCUGUGACCAUCGUGGACCAAAAGUACGUCAAAAUUGCCCCGCUGCCAGUCGCCGUGAGGCCAGGGGCACUGGCAGAUGAACAAGAGGUGGAGGCACCCCCCAAAUAUCAGAAAGCCCCCCCUUUCCGUGUCCAUAAGUGCUCGCACCCAGGCUGCGGCAAGAUGUACACCAAGAGUUCCCACCUCAAGGCUCACUUUCGUCGGCACACCGGCGAGAAACCCUACACUUGUGCUUGGCCCAACUGUGGCUGGCGGUUUUCCCGGUCGGAUGAGCUCUCCCGUCACAAGCGUUCCCACUCCGGUGUCAAGCCGUACCAGUGUGCCGCCUGUGAGAAGAAGUUUGCCCGCAGUGACCAUUUAGCCAAACACAUGAAGAUCCACCGGGGCCAGCCGUACGGCCAGCGGACACUUCAGGGUGGCAGCAGGAGUUAAGUCUCGCUGCUCGUCCUUGCGAGGCUGAGUCCAGGAGGCCCCUAAAGCCAGGCAAACAGAAUGCAAAGCCCACUACACUAAUGAAGAGGGAGAAAUUAAUUUCUUUAACAAAUGAUAGAAGAUCCGCUGUUAGACUGCUAUUCAAGGAUGAUCUAUAUACAGGGCCUGUUUCUGAUACUGCUGUCCCUCUCUUAAAUAUAUGUGAUGGAAACCUAAG